Messenger RNA from Anoplophora glabripennis (Asian longhorned beetle), 1406 nucleotides. RefSeq names its product zinc finger protein 276-like. Bases 231 to 1406 code for a protein of 391 amino acids. NCBI's taxonomy places the organism in Eukaryota, Metazoa, Arthropoda, Insecta, Coleoptera, Cerambycidae. Gene Ontology annotation, cellular component: nucleus. The record is from RefSeq and is a predicted model, not a curated record. The transcript is spliced from 4 exons. Gene Ontology annotation, molecular function: DNA-binding transcription factor activity, RNA polymerase II-specific; zinc ion binding; RNA polymerase II transcription regulatory region sequence-specific DNA binding. Gene Ontology annotation, biological process: regulation of transcription by RNA polymerase II.
AUAAAGUUGUUUUAUCUUCUGUGAUACAAGUAUGUGGCACCAUUUCAUCCAUUCGUCAGAUGUAGCCAUAGAUAAAUAUGUAGCGUUCUUGCUAUGAAAUUUACUUGUCGCUCGUCGCCGUCGGUAAAGUAAAACUUCAGGUUGUGAACUCUGCCUUCCAUCCAAUGAUUUAAUUGAGGUUAAACAACCGACGCAAAUCACAAUUGCAUAUUUACAUUUCAAAGGAAAUAAUGACUGGUGUUCAAGAAUUUUCCUGUAAGCUUUGCCUUAAAACUGUUAUCGUUAAAAGUUUUGAAGUAAUAGAAAACGUUAUUAGAGACAUUCUCGAUGUUCUUUUGUUAAAACUGGAAUUUGAUGAUGAGAGCAAAAAUGUUAUAUGUAAUGCUUGCAGAAGAAAAUUAUAUGCGGCAUUCGAAUUCAAGUCAUCGUGUCUGAAUACCGAUAGCACAAUUAUUCCACAUGUGGAUUGCGAAAAAAUGUUACAGCUCGACAUAAGGGAAGUAUACAGGAAGGAAAAGAGAAUCGAAUCAAUUUCAGAUAGUCAGGAAAUAUGUCGAUUGUGUAUGAACUUGGUAAAAAGUGAGUUUAGGUGCAUACGUAAAGAGGAACUCGAAGCUAUUCAGAAAUUGACUCCUGAAAUGAAUAUAAAUAUCAUCAAAGAUCCCGUUGUAUGUAAGGAAUGUUUUGAUUCCCUGUGCACCCACAACAAUUUCCUUAGAGAAUGCCUAGAAGUAGAGGAAAAAAUUAGAGGUGCUUAUGAUAAUUCACCCACAGAAAGUCGAAUAGAUACAUCACCGUCUGACAUAUUUGUUAAAACUGAAAACCUGGGCAAAGAAUUCAAUAUUAGCGAGAUGGAAAUGUCGAUCAAAACUGAAUGUGUCGACAUAAAAUCUGAAGAUGAGGGAGGAAGUGAUACGCCACUGCAGAACCUCGACAAUGAUCCAUCCGAGAAGAGUGAUUGUAAAGAUGCGGAAGUGGAUGGACGUAAAAAUGAGAAUGGAUCGGAAAACAAAUGUAAUGCGAAAACCAAGCGGGAGUGCAAGGUAUUGUACAAAUGCAAUAAACCUAUUUACCAAACUGGAUGCAAGAGCCAUUUUACAGCACGCUGUGCAAGACACGAGAACAAUUCGGAAGGAUAUAGAUGUCGAUCCUGUGAAUAUGAAACUGAGAAUAAGAAAUUACUUCAAAACCGUCAGUUGAGACAUAAAGACCCCUCAAAGUUCAAAAUGUACAGGUGUGAGGAUUGCAAUUAUGAAGCUAAAUACAAAAGUUUUAUCAAAAAGCACCAAGUGAAGCAUAAAGAUCCUUCGCAGGUUCAAAUGUACGGGUGUAAGGACUGCGAUUUCGAAACUAAGUACAAAGGCAAUAUCAAAAAGCACCAACUGAAACAUAGAGAGUCCCCAUAG